UCUCGCUCACCGCAGAUGGUUUCGUCCUAUAACUAGGCUACGUCUAGUCGAGAAUAUAUAAUUGCUCUGGCAAAUCUGGAGAUAAUUUUACCGCCAAUCAGAGUGAUCUCUCUGACAGGUUCCGCUGCCAAUUCAACCUGCUCAAUAGGUUGGGAAAAAUGCCGACAGGGGUCUGACUAGUGCCAACCGUCAGAUUGGUAACCCUGGGGCUUAAAACUGUUGUUCUGGCACUUCUUUAGUGUCUCCGAAAGAAAGAACGAAAGAGUCUUUUGUUUUAACACCUAGUGCCGACUGCUACCAAACUCUCUGUCAUAUGCCAGACACGUGGGGAGCAACAAUUUCCUGUUGUUGAUCCAUUUCCAGUGUAGCUUACACAGAAGUUUAGGUGCGAGUGUGAAGUGAGCGAAGAUUGUACCUAGGCCCAUUCAGAUGGUCUAUCAACUGAUGGAUGUUAUAUAUUUUAAAGUGUAUUCAAGAGAAGUGGAUGGAUUAGCUUUGACCACUUUCAGGUUAGACCAUGAACAUGCUAUAGUGGGGUGACUGUGUGGCCGUCUAGCUAUAGGCUACCACAGAAGAAGAAACCCUAUACAGAAAGAGUGCUCUGACACAUGGAGAUUUGGUGGAUUAUACGAACCCUACCUUUCUUGGCUUUGUUGUCUCCCUCCUCGAGUUUCUCAUCAGAACGGCAAAAUGAUUCAGAGGUCCCUGAGCUCUUAGCCCUACGAAUUAAACAUUUUGAGGAGGGCCAAGAUGCGUACUUAAGGUGCAGCAAUAAGACGUGGAAUAAUACUCUUCAUCAUAUCUGGAAAAUAAACAACAGUGGAGUCCAUUGUCUUAUAAGUGAAGCUGCUAACAAGCCCAGGCAUAACAACUGCACAGGAGGGAUGACACUCCGCAACACAACGAAAGGGGAGUUGUACCUGUAUAUUCCUCACUUCGGAAUCAAAGAUGAAGGGACAUACAAAUGUGAAGAGGUGUACAGAGGUGGUGCUGACGUAGCCAUCAUUACAGUUUUUGCUAGAGUCCCCCCUGUCCUCUCCACCAGACUAGAGCAUGACGGCGGUCAGCGGUUUGCUGUCUGUUCUGCUGCCCGUGGAAAACCAGAGGCCACAGUGUCCUGGGAGGAGGAGUGGUGGUCCCCUAAGGUCACUGAGAGGUCAACCAACAACACAGAUGGAACCGUCACCAUGGAGAGCUGGCUGCUCCUGCCUGAUGACAUCACCCAGGGCAACCUGACCUGUGUGGCCAGUCACGCCUCCUGGACCCAUAAGCAUUCUGUUGUCAUGGAGAUGACUGAUGGUUCAUUCACAUUGUUCAUCACUCUGUCAUCUAUCAUUGUACUAAGUGUGGUAAUUGUAACUGCUGUCAGCACAUACGUGUGCCUUAAAAUAAACGAAACGCAAUAAAACAAAUUAUUGGAUUUUCAUA
This is a messenger RNA of Clupea harengus (Atlantic herring), 1428 nucleotides long. RefSeq lists its product as uncharacterized. The record is from RefSeq and is a predicted model, not a curated record. NCBI's taxonomy places the organism in Eukaryota, Metazoa, Chordata, Actinopteri, Clupeiformes, Clupeidae. Gene Ontology annotation, biological process: regulation of neuroinflammatory response. Gene Ontology annotation, molecular function: signaling receptor activity.